AUGGAGUUUGACUCCACAAUGACCUUAAGUGGGAAGGGUCUUUGUCAAGCUGCUCCAGAUGUUGGUCUGGUCUGGUCCCCGAGCAUCGGAAGUCAUGCUCCAAGCCUGUUUCGGGAGCCCCAACGAGUUGGGAUCCAUGUGGCUUAUAUCUACCAAUGUUUAUGGAGCUACAAGAUGCGUUUCAAUAGUCUCUCCCAGUCUGAUCCCUCCGUGGCCUUGUGGAAGAGGAAACGCCGGGAGUCUAGCAACACGGACAGCGCCGGCGCCCUCGGGACCCUCCGUUUCUCCGUCUUCGGGCUGGGAUCCCGGGCCUACCCCCAUUUCUGCGCCUUCGCCCACGCGGUGGACACCCGGCUGGAGGAACUCGGCGGUGAGCGGAUCCUGCCCCUGGGCGAAGGCGACGAACUCUGUGGGCAGGAGGAGUCCUUCCGCACCUGGGCCUCCAGCGUUUUCAAGGCUGCCUGCGACACCUUCUGCGUCGAGUCCGACUCCGUCCCCACCGAGGUUUUCUCCAACCGCUGCAGCUGGAAGCGGAACCGGCACCGGGUCCUGGCGCAGCCGAGCGCCACCUUGGACCUUCUGGCAGAUCUGACGAAAACGCACAAACGCAAGGUGUUUCCGUGCUACGUCCUUUCCGUCAAGAACCUGCAGAGCGCCGAUUCCGGACGUAGUGCCGUUAAGGACGACUCAUCGAGCCCGCCCGCCGGCGAGAUGACCCUCGUCUUCGGCUGCCGUAACUCGCGGCACGACCACAUCUACUGCGAGGAGAUCCGAGAGGCUCAGGAGGCGGGGGCUUUACACCGUGUCCUCACCGGUUUCUCGCGCGACCCCGAUUACCCCAAG
Messenger RNA from Pseudonaja textilis, 843 nucleotides. NCBI's taxonomy places the organism in Eukaryota, Metazoa, Chordata, Lepidosauria, Squamata, Elapidae. The record is from RefSeq and is a predicted model, not a curated record.